AUGGAGGCCACUGUCAUAGAAGAGCAAAAUAAAAUGUUGCUAAGGCCUUACACUCAGCAGGAGGUGAAAACUGCUCUCUUUCAGAUGGAUGGACUAAGCUCUCUUGGCCCUGAUGGGUAUCCUGCAACUUUCUACAAAAAACACUGGAGGUUAGUGGGUGAUCAAAUCAGCACUGCAGUGCUGCAUGUGCUUAAUGAAAAUGGCAACCUAUCUGAAAUAAAUAGCACCUACAUUACUCUUAUUCCCAAGAAGAAAAGUCUCACCAAAGUCUUUGAAUUCAGACCCAUUUCUCUAUGCAAUAUUGUUGCCUUUGAGGCUUUGCACACAAUGAAGGCCAAGAUGACAGGAAGGGAGGGUUACAUGGCCUUAAAACUCGACAUGAUACCACAAGAAGUCUUUCACCCUUCAAGAGGGAUCAGACAAGGUGACCCCAUCUCACCAUACAUCUUCAUCCUAUGUGCAGAAGCACUUAGCAAGCUCAUUGGCAAAGCUGAGGCAACUGGUGUAAUUAAUGGAGUACCAAUAGCAAGAGGCCCACUUCGAGUAUCUCACCUCUUCUUUGCUGAUGAUAGUCUCUUGUUUUGCAAGGCCAAUGCUUUUGAAUGGGGAAGGCUGUUUAACCUACUGAGAGUCUAUGAAGAAGCUUUAGGGCAAAGAUUAAAUAUGGACAAGACAUCCAUUAUUUUCAGCAAGAACACCUCCAGGUUAACCCAACACUACAUCCUGUCAAUUGCAGGAAUGAGAUCCUCUAUGACCUAUGAAAAAUAUCUCGGUUUGCCAUCCAUUGUGGGGAGAAACAGAACUAAUUCUUUCAAAAGCAUUCUUGAUGCAGUCAGAAGGAAAAUUAGUGGAUACAAAGUGAAAAGUCUAUCUCAAGCUGGGAAAGAAAUUUUCAUAAAAGCAGUAGUCCAAGCCCUCCCCACCUACACAAUGAGUGUUUUCAAAUUUCCCAAGACCUUGUUGCAUUCCAUCAACAAUGUCAUCAAUAAAUUUUGGUGGGGCUAG
Molecule: messenger RNA, 1005 nt
Organism: Carya illinoinensis
Lineage: Eukaryota; Viridiplantae; Streptophyta; Magnoliopsida; Fagales; Juglandaceae
Exons: 3
Coding region: 1-1005 (334 amino acids)
Source: RefSeq, a predicted model, not a curated record